Letharia columbiana is the source of this 387-nucleotide messenger RNA. RefSeq lists its product as uncharacterized. NCBI's taxonomy places the organism in Eukaryota, Fungi, Ascomycota, Lecanoromycetes, Lecanorales, Parmeliaceae. The coding region runs from base 1 to 387 and encodes 128 amino acids. The transcript is spliced from 2 exons. The record is from RefSeq and is a predicted model, not a curated record.
AUGGCUUAUGCUACGACGAGGGAGUUCUCUCCCGAGGAUCUUGUACGGACAAGACCUGGAAGUCGCCUAGCUGUGCUCAAGAAUGUACUAGAGCGCCGGAAUGUCUCCGUGGGCAUCUUCAACUGCAAAGGACAAGGAACAUACCAAUGUGGCUGGGGUGACUGUUCCACCAACUUCACAGAUCAAAAUCCCUUCACCAUCAUCCUUCGCGACGAUCAGAAAUCUGCCUCUACAUCCCUCCCUUCGAAAGGAUCAAAUACUUUGGCUGUGGGACUAGGCAUUGGUCUGUCGCUGGGGGAUAUGCUUGCUGGUAUCGCUGUGGCUUCUAUACCGUCAAUAUCGCCGAUUGAAGAUGGUGGAAUUAGCGACCUGCCGCAAAAGCAUUGA